Molecule: messenger RNA, 450 nt
Organism: Linnemannia hyalina
Lineage: Eukaryota; Fungi; Mortierellomycota; Mortierellomycetes; Mortierellales; Mortierellaceae
Source: the annotation of a GenBank genome assembly
AUGGCCCUCUUCCCUUUGCGUCACCUGCAUACGCUUGGCUUGGUGGGUUGGAUUUUGAACUCUGUUUAUCUUCACCAUAUCCUGAAUAAUAAUGCCGACAGCUUUGAGGAAGUUCUGUUGGGGAGGUGGAUUGUUAAUACGGGUUUCCUUGAGGCGGCGCCUAUGAACCUGAAGUGGAACGGACUUAUGGACUUGGAGGGCCAGCCAGCUUCUCAGGAGGCGGAGGUUCAGUCUGCUACUCGGACAAUGGAGGAUGAGCUUGCUAUUCAAACAGCGGAUGAUCAAGUUACCCCUCAGAAAGCGGACGAUGAACUUGCACCCCCACAGACGGGGGAGGAAGAGCCUGCUUCUCCUCCGGAGGAGGAACAGUCUUUACCUUGGGUCGUGUUGGACCAAUACAUUCCACAUAUGACGGAAGAACAGAAAGCCAAGGCCGCUGAAUUGAUUUAA